Onychostoma macrolepis is the source of this 1827-nucleotide messenger RNA. RefSeq names its product glutamate-ammonia ligase (glutamine synthase) b (gene glulb). Bases 177 to 1295 code for a protein of 372 amino acids. Gene Ontology annotation, cellular component: cytoplasm. The transcript has 7 exons. The record is from RefSeq and is a predicted model, not a curated record. Gene Ontology annotation, molecular function: glutamine synthetase activity. Lineage: Eukaryota; Metazoa; Chordata; Actinopteri; Cypriniformes; Cyprinidae.
AACCAAUCAGGAGCGGAAGGAUCCGGACCCCUCUUUAAAAGUUCGGCCAAAGCAGAAGCUGUUUGUUAAGAGGAUGAGAGACAAACAGGCAGGAUUGUUUUCUAAAACCCUUUGGAAAUACUGGCACUCCUAUAGUGACUAUUUCUUUUCUUUGAUAGGUUUGAUAUAGCACCACCAUGGCCACUUCAGCCAGUUCCAAGCUGAGUAAAGCUGUGAAACAGCAGUACCUGGACCUCCCUCAGGGAGACGAGGUUCAAGCCAUGUACAUUUGGAUUGAUGGAACCGGAGAGGGUUUGAGAUGCAAGACCAGGACUCUAGAUUCAGAACCAAAGACCAUUGAAGAUCUUCCUGAAUGGAACUUUGAUGGCUCCAGCACCUAUCAGUCUGAGGGGUCCAACAGUGACAUGUACUUGAUCCCACAAGCCAUGUUCAGAGACCCCUUCAGGAAGGACCCCAACAAACUGGUUCUGUGUGAAGUCCUCAAAUACAACCGCAAACCUGCAGAAACCAACCUUCGUCAGAUGUGUAACAAGGUCAUGGAUAUGGUGCAGAACCAGUAUCCUUGGUUUGGAAUGGAACAAGAGUACACUCUUCUCGGAACAGAUGGUCAUCCGUUUGGUUGGCCCUCCAAUGGCUUCCCUGGACCUCAAGGUCCAUACUACUGUGGUGUGGGAGCUGAUAAGGCCUAUGGACGAGAUAUCGUAGAAGCCCAUUAUAGAGCCUGUCUGUAUGCUGGAGUAAAAAUCUGCGGCACCAAUGCUGAAGUCAUGCCUGCACAGUGGGAAUUCCAAGUUGGCCCUUGUGAGGGCAUCAAGAUGGGAGACCAUUUAUGGAUCGCCCGCUUCCUCCUGCAUAGGGUUUGUGAGGACUUUGGCAUUGUGGCCUCUUUCGACCCCAAGCCCAUUCCAGGGAACUGGAAUGGAGCUGGCUGCCACACCAACUUCAGCACGAAGGAGAUGCGUGAGGAAGGGGGUUUGAAAUACAUUGAGGAGUCGAUUGAGAGGCUGGCUAAGAGGCACCAGUACCAUAUUCGUGCCUAUGAUCCUAAAGGAGGGUUGGACAAUGCCAGACGACUGACUGGCCAUCACGAGACCUCCAACAUCAACGAGUUCUCUGCUGGAGUGGCUAACCGUGGUGCUAGCAUCCGAAUCCCACGAUCUGUGGGCCAGGAAAUGAAGGGCUACUUUGAAGACCGUCGUCCCUCAGCCAACUGCGAUCCGUACGCAGUCACUGAAGCUCUUGUACGCACAUGUCUGCUCAAUGAAGAGGGCGAAGAGCCAGUGAAUUACAAAUGAAAUAAUGGACUGAAAUGUCAUUUUUAGUAAUGAAAUAUCUUACUGAUGCCUUGUAUUUAGAGUUGAUUAGUCCGUCUGUAAUGUGGAUUGACACUAAAUGGAUCGCUUCCCUGUUUGUUGGUUGUAGAAAUGCACAUUGGGUCAGUUUUAUGCCACAGUUUUAGCUCUCUCUUUGCCAGUGUCUUUUUAUAUCAGGUUUGUGGAUGUAAUGAUACCAGAUUCUGGCAGAAAUCCUAGUUUUGAUUGAGACCGAACUUUGAACCUACUAUUACUUGGCCUUUAAAGCUGUUCUUGUGUCAAACUCUGAUUUAUCACAUUUAACAUGGUUUUUAUAAACUAACUGUAGAUAUUUUAAUUUUUUAGAAUUUUAUUCACCGGGUUAUAAAUUAUGGUACUGUUUCUCACAGGGACCAAAAUGCAUUGUUUAUACUGAUAUGGCUCUGACUGUUCACUGGCUUGUGCAUUUUAUAUUUGCUGUACCAUGGUUUAAAAAACAUCUCUUUACAUUAAAACAUCAAGAAUUUUACAAAAA